UUCAACACUCUCUGGUCGUGUUUCUCUGUUUGACAGCGAACAACAUGGUGGUGUUGAAAGGAAUCCCGUCCGUGUUGUCACCUGAGCUGCUGUAUGCUCUCGCUAAAAUGGGCCACGGUGAUGAGCUGGUUCUUGCCGAUGCAAAUUUUCCAACAUCCUCCAUUUGUGCUUGUGGCCCACAAGAGAUCAGAGCUGAUGGCUUGGAUAUACCACAACUUUUGGAAGCCAUUUUGAAGCUGCUGCCCCUGGACACCUACGUCCCCUCUCCGGCUGCUGUUAUGGACCUGGUAGACAUGGACAAACAAAGACAUUUAUCUGUCCCUGUGUGGGACAUCUACACUAAUUACUUGUCUCAGGCUGGGUCUCAGGCUCCUCUUGAGAUGGUGGAAAGGUUCACGUUCUAUGAACGAGCCAAGAAAGCGUUUGCUGUCGUAGCCACAGGGGAAAAAGCUCUUUAUGGUAAUUUGAUACUGAAGAAGGGGGUCAUUCCUGCUCAGCUGCUGCCGUGAUACACCAGCGUUCAAAGUAAUAAUGUCCUAACGCCUUAAUCAUCAACAUGAGGUGUCAUAUCAAACUAAUCAUUCCAGAAGUUCAGAGUG
Solea solea (common sole) is the source of this 599-nucleotide messenger RNA. It is a transcript of the gene fuom, whose product is annotated as fucose mutarotase. The coding region runs from base 45 to 509 and encodes 154 amino acids. Gene Ontology annotation, biological process: fucose metabolic process. Gene Ontology annotation, molecular function: fucose binding; racemase and epimerase activity, acting on carbohydrates and derivatives. The record is from RefSeq and is a predicted model, not a curated record. Lineage: Eukaryota; Metazoa; Chordata; Actinopteri; Pleuronectiformes; Soleidae. The transcript has 6 exons.